This is a messenger RNA of Ogataea angusta, 1698 nucleotides long. RefSeq lists its product as uncharacterized. Lineage: Eukaryota; Fungi; Ascomycota; Pichiomycetes; Pichiales; Pichiaceae. The coding region runs from base 1 to 1698 and encodes 565 amino acids. Gene Ontology annotation, molecular function: alpha-1,2-mannosyltransferase activity. Gene Ontology annotation, cellular component: Golgi apparatus. Gene Ontology annotation, biological process: mannan biosynthetic process. The record is from RefSeq and is a predicted model, not a curated record. The transcript has a single exon.
AUGAGAACCUCCCGACUGUACUCGAGACUCACCACGGCGAGCAUAGUAUUGGCCGUGAUUCUGCUGCUGCAGCUCGGCGCAUUCUACAGCAGAACGGCCGCGGCGGCCCCCAAGGUGUCUGCUGAGCCUCUGGACGAGAUUACCCCCAAACGGGGCUUGACUCCGGCUGAUCUGGAGGCGAUCAAGACGUUUGAGGCAGCGCGUUUCAGCAAGGACCAGCAGAGACUCGCGGACGACCAGCAGUUGGACGUCUUACGCGUGUACGCUGCCCAGGAAAAAGAGCUCGAGGACCGGUAUCUGGCCUCCUUGCGAGUGUACGAGGAGCUGGCGGAGCGCAAGCCGAACAUCAUCAAAAUCUACUACACGAGAAAGGACAUGCGCCACGGCUCGGCCACGGUGUUCCGCAAGCUGAUGGAGGCGUUUUUGGACGUGGUUGACCGGAACAGCGUGGUGCUGGAGGACCAGGAUUUGGAACUCGAGUGCAGCACGGAAAUUGCAGACUUUUCUUCACUGGACGUGAAAUAUCCGGAGGAGUCGAUCAAGAAGCUCUCCCGUGCCCACAAACAGGUGGCGGACGCCAUCCCGGGCGGUAACCCGUUCCCAGACCUGUACAACCACAACGGCUACGUGAUGCUGGGCGGAGGCUACCGCACAUGGACGGCUCUGCUAGGAAUCAAGGCCCUUAGACGCACGGGCAGCACGCUGCCGGUGGAGGUGUUUUUGCGCAGAAAAAGCGACUACAACCAGGCCAUGUGCGAGAACGUGUUUCCGUCGCUGAAUGCUCAGUGUGUGGUGCUUUCCGAUAGAUACGGCGACAGAAUAUCCCCGAGACUGGAAUCCCUGGAGGACAAGGCUCUGGUGCCGUUUCUGCUGCUGGCGUCCUCCUACGAAAAGGUGUUCUGGAUGGACUCGAACGUGUUUGCUGCGGUGUCGCCGGAUGACAUGUUUGAGAGCUGGCUGGGGACUCAGUACGGGUUUUUCAGCUGGAGAGGCAAGUACGCCACCACGCUGAACCCUGCAUACUACGAGGUGGUCCGUCUGAACCCACGGACGCCAGAGUACACGAUGGACGAGAGUGCGUUUUUGCUCGACAAACAGCAAAACUUCGAAAACCUGAUGCUGGCCGCAUACUACGAGCUGGAGGGAAAAAACAGUUUCCACAAGCUGUUCGGACAGGCAAAGUGCGGUGCAGGAAAACACGACUCGCUGAGCUACGCGACGCUUUUCUGCGACAGGCGCGAGUUCAGAUCGCAGCUUCUGGACGACAUGGGCGGGCUGCGGUUGCAACGCGACCCGAUCGGAGAGUUUGAGAACAUGUUUGAGGAGUAUAGGCCGGUCCGUCCGAUGUUGUACGAGGUCGACCCUGCUAGACUCAACCCGGAGGUGCUGACGACGCCCGGCCGGAUUUUUGGUAGCCACGAUCUCACCUACGACGUGGACAUGCUUGUGCUGGAGACGAUGGAUUUGUAUGUCUGCCACGCAAACGACCACAUGUUCAAGAACGUGGGCACGUUCUGCAACGACUACGUGGAACAGCAGCGGAGAUAUCUGGUCGAUCACGAGAUAGCAAUUGUCAACUCCAGCCCGCGCGGCUUGGUGGGCCGUCCCGACGAUACCUCGGACGAGGUGAAGGACAGAGCGAACGCGGAGGUGAUUUCAAAGCUGGUCGGCGUGGAUAGACUGCCGGAGUGGGAGUGA